AUGCCCCUAUCCCGUAGAAGUCGGAAACGUUCCAGUCAGGCUCCGAACAACACGGUCGGCUACGUGGACCUCUGCCAGGAUGAGCUUGCAGGCGCCAGUUCGUCCAAGAGACCAUCUAAUCGUCAGCGGCGGAGCGGACGGGCGGAGAUGACCAAGCAUCCGGAAGAAAGGACUAAUACCUUAGCUAUCAAUGACAUCAAUAUUGGACAGGCGAGUUCGUCCAAGAGACCCACUAAUCGUCAGCGGAGGAGCGGGUGGGCGGAGAUGACCGAGCAUCCGGAAGAAAGGACUAAUACCUUAGAUAUCAAUGACAUCAAUAUUGGACAGGGUGAGGCGGUCCUUAAUCCUUUUGCGUUCAAUAGUAUAAACCAGACUGAAAUGCAAGAAUUCAAAUCUACGUCCAUACCCUUAGGCUUUGGUGUAGGAGACAAACUUAAAUUUGGCAAAACGAAUUCGUUGAAAUAUCCUCACUUUUAUCAGAAAAGGUUUUUGUCUAUUGACAAAUGGGUUUCUGCAUUCCACAUUUUAAUGUCGGUUCACAUUCAGAAAUAUCCUGAGGAUGUUCAGGCUAUGUUAAAGUAUGUUAGUACAAUCAGAGAGCUAUCCCAGAAAGGGGGUAACUGGUAUGCCUAUGAUACUAAAUUUCGGAAGUUGAGGUCAGAAAACAAUUUGGAUUGGGGAACAGUACACUGGGAAUUAUGGUUUGGUGCAAUUACUUCAAAUUUGCAGAAUUUUCGUCCCUCAAACCAAAAGCCAUUUAAGGCAAAGACAUCAGGGUCUGCCAAAUCUGCCAUCCCAAACGGUUUCUGCUUCAGCUUUCAUCUCGGACGGGAAUGCAAUGCCAAACCUUGUAGAUACAGUCACUAUUGUCCCCAAUGCGGAGGUGACCAUGGCUACAGUAAAUGUGGGCAGAGGAAAGAAUUUGGUAGACCAAACCGAGCAAACCAACCUCCCAACCCCUAUAAACGUGCAUAAGCUAGAACAUUGGCUUGAAGGUUAUGAUAAAGAAAUCACUGAUUAUCUAUUAGAGGGUUUCAAGUUUGGGUUUCGCAUUGGAUACGAGGGUAAUUUAAAAUCAGGAGAUUGUCACAACUUAAAAAGUGCUUCAGAUAACAUAGACGUGGUCCAAAACAAAAUAAGCAAAGAAUUAAGACUAGGUAGGAUAUCAGGCCCCUAUAAACAGUUUCCACUAAAGGAUUUUCAUAUAUCUCCCCUAGGGGUAUGCCCCAAAAAAGUCCCAGGUCAAUUUAGAAUGAUCCAUCACCUUUCUUAUCAUUACGGUAACUCUGUCAACGAUGGUAUACCUGAAAAGGCAAGCAAUGUACAUUAUGCUUCCUUAGAUGAAGCAAUUGACAUUAUUGUUAGGAUGAGCUUAGGGUCUUAUAUGGCGAAGUGCGACAUUGAAUCAGCUUUCAGAAUUGUACCUAUUCACCCUCACGAUUAUCACCUACUUGGUUUCACCUGGAAAGGAGAAUAUUAUUUCGAUAAGUGCUUGCCAAUGGGUUGUUCGUCAGCAUGCAAAAUUUUCGAGACGUUUAGCACUGCGUUGAACUGGAUUGCAAUUAACAAACUCGGGAUAGGACACAUGCUGCAUAUUUUAGACGACUUCCUCAUUAUUUCUCAGGGCAGGGGCAAGUGUCGGGGAGAACUUGAAGCAUUUUUAAACAUAUGCGGAGAUAUUGGGAUUCCUUUUGCGCCUGAAAAAACAGUAGGGCCUGCCAACUGUCUCCAGUUUCUAGGAAUCGAAAUAGAUACUAUUGCCAUGGAAGCCAGGUUACCUUCAGACAAAUUAGUUAAGGCUAGAAGCUUGACCGCUGAUAUGUGCAAGAAGAAGAAAGUUAGACUUAGUGAGCUGCAAUCCUUAUUAGGCUACCUUAAUUUCACUUGUAAAGUUGUGGUACCAGGUAGGGCUUUUCUUAGGAGAUUGUAUGAUUUAACUGUCGGGACCCAGAGACCCCAUCAUCGGAUACGGUUAAAUAAGCAAGCUCGGGAGGAUCUUAAAUUGUGGCUGCAAUUUCUGGGUCAGUAUAACGGGAUAUCCGUAUUGCGGAAACAGGCGUGGUUGUCGAAUAGUGCGCUUCAUCUCUUUACCGACGCUGCAGCGUCGUUAGGGUAUGGAAUUGUUUUUAGAAGCAAACGGGCAUAUGGAGUUUGGCCAGGCUGUUGGAAGUUGUUUAACAUAGCUGUCUUAGAGUUUUUUCCCAUUGUGUUGGCAGUUAGAUUAUGGGCUGAAGAGCUAAGAGGAAAAUGUAUUCUGUUUCAUACAGACAACAUAGCUUUAGUGUCCGUUAUCAACAAGCAAACGUCUAAAGAAGUCAAGUUGAUGUCCUUGGUGAGGGACCUUGUUCUUUCGUGUUUGAAACGGGAUAUAAUUUUCAGAGCGGAACACAUACCGGGAAGACAUAAUAAGUCGGCAGACCUACUUUCUCGUUUACAGAUAUCAAAAUUUGUCAGUCAGGCACCAUGGGCAGACAAGCAGGAAACGCGGAUUCCUCCGCCCCUACAACCCGAGAAUUAUUUAUUCACUUAGAUACUUUAUUAGGGGCAGCUCUAUGUAAGAAUAGUCAGGCUACUUAUACCAGAGCGUGGGAAUUGUACAAUGAAUUCUCCCGGGAUUGUCUAGUUAUUUCGCCGGCGCUACCGAUAGCAACACCUAGCUGGGCACUAUUUUUGGCGUAUAUGUUCCAUUUAAAGUUAGCACCUUCAACAAUGAGGACCUACAUUUCAGCGUUAGGUUACAUUCAUAAAAUUCGCGGUUUAGAGGACAAAUCAAAUUCUUUUCAAGUUCAGAAGUUGUUACAUGGGGCUAAGUGUCUAAACUCUUCAGUAGACCAGCGUCUACCAAUCACAGAGGACAUACUGGGCAAGAUGAUUGACUCAUUACCUGUGGUGUUUUCCAACCCUUCAAUCAGACUACUUUAUGAGACAAUGUUUUUAGUUGCCUUUCACGGAUUUUUUCGGAUUGGUGAACUGACGGUGCGUAGUUCGGAUGAGGAAGCGGCCUUGCAGGUGCAGGACGUUUCACUUUCCAGCUCCGCAGCCUAUCUUAAUAUUUCGAUGUAUAAACACAACAGCGGUAAAGCUAGCAAGAUCGUCACACUAGACAAGUUAGACAGUACCCUAUGUCCAGUUGCUGCGCUCAAACGUUACCUACGACAAAGGUCUCUCUUCCAAGGCCCUCUGUUUUGUGACAGAUGCUUUAAACCGGUAGCAAGAUCCUCCUUUAACGAGGCACUCAGAGUUGUAUUUAACUUCUUAAGGUUAGAUUCUACUAGAUACAAAGGACACAGUUUCCGUAUAGGUGCAGAAUGCUCGGCAGCAAAGAAAGGCUGGUCGGACGCAAAAAUUCGGCAAAGGGGCCGGUGGAAUUCAGAUGCAUUUAAAGCAUACAUUCGUGUUCAGCUGUAGAGAAUAAGGGUUGUUGUCGGUAGCGUAGCUCAGCGGAAAAAGAGCCUAUUUCCCUAAUAGGACCAAUUAGAAGUUUGGCAAUCUAGAGUUUUAUUUAUCACUUAAAUGUAGGGAAAAUGCGAUCGCUAUUGAUCUACUCAUACAGAGUAGAGUCUUUCUGUUCAAUGUAUCACUUACUAUAUUAUAAUGUGUGUUAACUUGUUAUGGUUCAUUAUGCCAAGACAGGGAGUGUGGUGUUUCGCAUGGGCAGACACCAUGCUUCAUGGUCAGGCGAGUUUGUUCAAUUAGUAGCUACAUGUAAAUAUUUACACGUCCCAACUAGGGGCCUUUAUGAAUUACAUAGUAGAGUUGAGUGUUGUAGGGUUGCAUUUUAUACCUUACCCUUAUAAUAAUGAGCAUGAGCAGGCACUAUGCCUCAGGGUCAGGCAAUUUGCUCAAUGAGUUUCAUUAUUUAAUUCUAAUAAUGAUUAAUGUUAAUAAGUUCAUGUUCCAUCAAGGAAUCUUUUACGAUUUCCAUUCCGUGCGGUCUAUCUCAAGUAUUGGUCCGCACCAAUAAUUAACUACAACUGUUUUAGAUUACAUUGUUUACGAAAUGUAGGCCUAUAUAGACUAUUAGUACGUCAUGAAACAAAAUAUUUUAUGAUAAGCUAGAUAAGAGAUACUGCCACCAGGAUUUACUUUUGCAGGCAACAGACGUUACCGAAGACGAAUCCCCAGGUGGAAGUAAAGAAAGAGACUCGGGCCAACCGAUCAAUACAUAACACUUCCUAUGGACCUGGAACUCUGUGCUAUGUUUGUGUGUUUGUAUCAAAGAUACUCAAUCAAUGCAGAUUGCAUAUAUCAUAUUUCGUGCAUAGAAUUAGGGAGGAGGAAGCUGCUUUAAUUUUAUUGAUACGUUUCUAAAACUCGUCCCGAGUCCGUCGUCGGGUGGGGGCAUAGUGUUCCACUAUUGUGGCGUUGUUUCCCCCACCUUUGUGGCUUAUUUCAUACAAUUUCGGAUUGAUGAAUUGUAUGCUUAGGCGUAUAUACCUUGUAAUAAAUUUGUCCGCCAUUUGUGCGGGCCUAAACAACAAUUUUCAGUGUCUGUAAUUUUUGCCACAAAUGAACUGGACGUUCUCGGGUCAAAGGGUUUUUGAGUAUAAAUGCAAAAUUUUUCAAAAAAUUGUUUUUUGGGAAAAAACCCAGUUGCGCUUCAUGCGCGCUGCCCGGUUACACCUCAUGGCGGGAAUCAAUACGUCACUUAAGAGAUAUGACGUAACGGUGACGUCAUCCACGUUAGCGUCAUCCACGUCAGCUUUCUGAUUAACGCGCAUCUCCGCCUGGAUAGCCGCCCGCUCCGGACGUGUUUUGCCCUGUCUCAUUUUAGCAACUUAAAACCACCUCCUCCCAAGCCUCCUCCUCUCUAUCUCGCUAUUUAGGUUCCUUUUUCUUAGUCAUGUGCGUGUAUGCGUUGUUUCCCCCACCUUUGUGGCUUAUUUCAUACAAUUUCGGAUUGAUGAAUUGUAUGCUUAGGCGUAUAUACCUUGUAAUAAAUUUGUCCGCCUUUUGUGCGGGCCUAAACAACAA
Haliotis rufescens (red abalone) is the source of this 4974-nucleotide messenger RNA. RefSeq lists its product as uncharacterized. Bases 1 to 975 code for a protein of 324 amino acids. The transcript is spliced from 2 exons. The record is from RefSeq and is a predicted model, not a curated record. NCBI's taxonomy places the organism in Eukaryota, Metazoa, Mollusca, Gastropoda, Lepetellida, Haliotidae.